Messenger RNA from Penicillium vulpinum, 3438 nucleotides. Its product is annotated as formin-binding protein HOF1. Gene Ontology annotation, cellular component: cell division site; cytoplasm; plasma membrane. Gene Ontology annotation, molecular function: phospholipid binding; protein binding. Gene Ontology annotation, biological process: cytoskeleton organization. The transcript is spliced from 6 exons. The record is from RefSeq and is a predicted model, not a curated record. Bases 1 to 3438 code for a protein of 1145 amino acids. Lineage: Eukaryota; Fungi; Ascomycota; Eurotiomycetes; Eurotiales; Aspergillaceae.
AUGCCGGGGACAGUGGCAGACGGACCUACGGUCUCCAUGUCUUUUGCCAACAAUUUUUGGGGCAGAGAUGACGCAGGACUUCAACCAAUGUUGGACCGUGUGCAUAAUUCAAAGAUCACCAACGACGAAUUGAAAGUGUUCUACAGCAUUCGAGCCUCUAUCGAAGAUGAAUAUGCACGAAAACUUCAAGCUCUGUGUCGCAAGUCAUUAGGAUCAAGCGAGAUGGGUUCGCUCCGAGCCUCUCUCGACGUGGUUCGUGGUGAGACCGAAGCGAUCGCAAAGGCACAUUCCGCCAUUGCAGGACAAAUGAAGACCGAACUGGAGGAGCCACUUGCUGCGUUUGCUAGCGGGAUCAAGGAGCGACGAAAGAUCAUUCAACAGUGCAUCGAACGCUUACACAAGACGAAAAUGCAACAGACACAGCUUGUCAACAAAACGCGUGAUCGUUACGAACAAGAUUGUCUCCGCAUCAAGGGAUAUCUCGCGCAGGGCCACAUGGUCAUGGGCCAGGAAGAGCGCAAGAACAAGGCCAAGCUGGAGAAGACACAGAUCCAGAUGGCAUCAAAUAGCCAAGAAUACGAAGCAGCCGUCAAACAACUCGAGGAGACAACUGGACGCUGGAAUAAGGAAUGGAAGUCAGCAUGCGACAAAUUUCAAGAUCUGGAAGAGGAGCGUCUGGACUUCACAAAGAGCAGUCUGUGGACCUACGCUAACAUUGCUUCGACUGUUUGUGUUAGUGACGAUGCUUCAUGCGAGAAAGUCCGUCUCUCCUUGGAGAACUGUGAAGUGGAGAAAGAUAUUAUUUUCUUCAUCAAGGAGCGGGGAACUGGACAAGAAAUCCCAGAUCCUCCCCGAUUCAUCAACUUUUGCAAGGAUGAUGACUCAAGCUCUGAGAUAGAUGAAGCUGAGUGCUACUCGGUAGCCCAGUUCCAGCGCACCAUGAACCCUGCAUUCCGCACAUCUUCUCCUCAGCCUUCAACAUUUGAUUCACACCAUGAUCCACAGUCAGACCUCGCGGCUCAGAUGGGACACCCUGCUCCUCCUGCCAUUAGCGAUGCGCCAAAACCUCGGGAACAGGCACUCCCACAGCAGCAACUGCCACCCUUGCAGCAGCAACAUGAAAGGUUCAUGCAACAGCAGCCUCUCCUACAGCAGCAACCUCCACCAUUACAGCAGCCUGAAAGGUUCAUGCAACCGCAGUCUCCCCUACAGCAGCAACUUCCACCAUUACAGCAGCAGCCUGAAAGGUUCAUGCAACAGCAGUUUCCCAUACAGCAACAACCACCACCUUUACAGCAGCCUGAAAGGUUCAUGCACCAGCAGCCUCUCCUACAGCAACAACCACCACCUUUACAGCAGCAGCCUGAAAGGUUCAUGCAACAUCAGCCUAUCCUGCAACAGCAGCCCCCACUACAGCCACAACCCCAGCAGCCUGCGCCUCUGGACUUCCGUCGUGGCGGCGCACCGCCUCCUAACUAUGAUCCUGACCAACAUGGAGAGAUUGGAGCUGUUCCCCACAAUGCCUACCCCACAGAUGGUAUGACCAUGUUCUGUCGUGCUGGUCCACCCUCAGAGCGAAGCUCGGCGACCAGUGCGUAUCGCCCGUCUAGCCGUGGCUCUCAGAGUGAGGUUUCGAACCCAACCUCUGUGUCAAGUGUGGACGAGACGCCUACGAAGAAGUCUGUAGUAAAACCAACGAACACUGCGCCGACGCCAAUUUCCGGAGAUGACAAGUCACCGAAGAAGAAAAGCGCUUUCUUCAGUAACAGUCCGUUCCGUCGCAAGAGUCGCCACGAUAAAGAAAGGCCAGUUAUUUCUUCAAAGCAAGUCGCCACCUCCCAGCCGGUUGCUUCACCCCACCCUGCAUCUCGCGGUGGCUGGGAUUCUCCAACGAAACAAAUCAGUCCAACAAAGCAAAUGAGUCCUCCUAAGCAGGUGAUCCCGCCCAAACAAGUCACCAGUCCUCCCAAGCAAGUGAGCGCUCCCACACAAGUGAGCCUACCCACGCAAGUGAGCCCGCCUACACAAGUGGACCCGCCCAAGCAAGUGAGUCCGCCUACACAAGUGAGUCCGCCUACACAAGUGAGCCCACCCAAGCAAGUAAGCCCGCCCAAGCAAGUGAGCCCUCCCAAGCAAAUGAGCGCUCCCACACAAGUGAACCCGCCCAAGCAAGUGAGUGCGCCUAAGCAAGUGAGUGCGCCUACACAAGUGAGCCCGCCCAAGCCGGCUAGCCCAACCAAACAAGUCAGCCCAGUCAGACCUUCAGCAGGACCGUCGGGUCGUGUCCCUGGCAGCCCGGAGCCUGUUGAUCCUCGAGCAAACUUCCAGCUUAAUGUCGGGAAUAAUGUCUUUGACGUUGCACCACCCCAACAGAGCUCACCCCAGAAAGGAUCACAGCCAAACCAGGCGCCCGAAGAUGAAUUGGACCCUAUCGCACGGGCUCUAGCGGACCUCAAGACAAGCGGAAAGCAGUCAGCAACUCGGGUGUCGGCAGAUCGAUAUCAUGGAAUCUCCACACCCACUGCAUCGGCACAAUCUUCCACAUAUGGUGGCAGUAAUGCUAGCGUUGCUGCUCCACCACCAGCAUACAAUGAUCCCACGGUCAAGCGACUCGGCGCACCUCAGCCGGCCUUCACAGCAAAGCAGAUGCACAAGACGACCCAGAAGUACACUGGCCAAACCCAGAGCAUGCUUCGAGGACAAAAUAGUAGCAUGGGGUCUAGACAUAGCGGUCAAACCCAAGAAGCCCCCCGAGCUAGAUCACCAGCGCCAGCACCGAGACGGAGCGUCAGCCCUCAGCCCCCUCCUCCCCGUGUGGAUACUCGGAUGAGCCAUCACAGUAGCAGAAGCCAGAACAGUGGCAGGGCUCCGAGCCCUAGUCCGAGUUCUUACCAGUCUAACAGCAUGCGAAGCCAAUACAGCCCAUCGCCCACUCCCCAGCGUACUCAAGAUCCACCCUACUCUCCAAACGAUUUUGCUCGGAGGGUCUCGCCCGCUAUGAGCCACCGUGCUGUAUCUCCGCAGCCCCAGUUCAGGCAGCAAGUUCGUCCUUCCAGUGCUGGUGGCAUGGAGCUGCAGCUGUCUGGAAGCCACGACAUGUACGGUUCGAGCAGUCCCGGUGGAUAUGCCGGCUCGGUUCGAGGAAGCAGCCGCCCCUCAUCGACUUAUGGUGACGGUCCGCCUAUUGGCCGAUCCCGGAGCCGCACUAUGGCUGUUGCAGAACCUGGACGCAAAUUCAGUCGUGAUGGCCGUCCAAUCUUGCACUUUGCUCGUGCUAUGUACACCUACAAUGCCGCCAUCCCUGAAGAGCUUAGCUUUGGCAAGGGCGAUGUUCUUUCCGUUAUCCGCCUGCAAGACGACGGGUGGUGGGAAGCCGAAGUCACCAACGCCCGUAGCCACCCUGGCCUCGUGCCAAGCAACUAUCUGCAAAUCAUCUAA